Messenger RNA from Dentiscutata erythropus, 124 nucleotides. Lineage: Eukaryota; Fungi; Glomeromycota; Glomeromycetes; Diversisporales; Gigasporaceae. The record is from the annotation of a GenBank genome assembly.
CUAUAUCCCAACUCCAAAAGUCGAUGCCGAGAAUUCUACCAAGUUAAGUGAUGACAUCAAUAUUAGUGGAACUAACAACAAUGUAUUCCAAGGAAUAUUGGAUGUGGCUCCAUACUUUGUAUAG